AGCGGAAGUGUUGAUCAGCUGACCUCACGUGACUCUGUGAAGAAGCAGCUGAUUCUCAGGUGUUUUUCUCUGUCUCUCUCGUUCUGAACACCUUUAGAGAUGUCUGCGCGCGGUAAACUGAUUGCGGUGAUCGGGGAUGAGGACACGUGCACCGGGUUCCUGCUGGGGGGGGUGGGCGAGCUCAAUAAGAACCGGAAGCCCAACUUCCUGGUGGUCGAGAAGGAGACUAGCGUCGCGGAGAUAGAAGAGACCUUCAAGAGCUUCCUGGCCAGGAGCGAUAUCGGCAUCGUUCUGAUCAACCAGUUCAUCGCCGAGAUGAUCCGCCACGCCAUCGACGGCCAUCUUGAGUCCAUCCCUGCCGUGUUGGAGAUUCCUUCAAAAGAACAUCCGUACGACGCCAGCAAAGACUCCAUCCUGAGGCGCGCCAGGGGCAUGUUCUGCGCCGAGGACUUCCGCUAACCAGGGGCCCUGAACGCACCGCUGACCAGGGGCCCUGAACGCACCACCACCUGUAGACCCCUCUGUACAGUGCUGUGUUUCCUCUUUAUUAAUAUAGACCUCAAACGCCCCACCACCUGUGACCUCUGUACAGUGGAGUAUAGUGUAUAUGCGUCUCCUCCUAUUAAUAUAAAAACAUUGAAUGCACCACGCCCUGUGCUGUGUUUCCUCUUUAUGUCAUAUAAACGUCGUGUGUGUGUGUGUUUCCAGGAAGUGGAGGACGGUCAUGUGAUGAGUUUGAUGUUUCUGUUGUUUAACUUAUAAAAUAAAGAUUCUUGUGAUUUUCUGCUGAA
This is a messenger RNA of Trematomus bernacchii (emerald rockcod), 791 nucleotides long. It is a transcript of the gene atp6v1f, whose product is annotated as ATPase H+ transporting V1 subunit F. The transcript is spliced from 2 exons. Gene Ontology annotation, cellular component: proton-transporting V-type ATPase, V1 domain; membrane. Gene Ontology annotation, molecular function: proton-transporting ATPase activity, rotational mechanism. The record is from RefSeq and is a predicted model, not a curated record. Lineage: Eukaryota; Metazoa; Chordata; Actinopteri; Perciformes; Nototheniidae. The coding region runs from base 100 to 459 and encodes 119 amino acids. Gene Ontology annotation, biological process: proton transmembrane transport.